CCACCGACUCCCGGCGGUGCCGGAAUCGGGUGGGUAGGCGGCUAUAAAGCUGGUGGCAGAGGGGAGGUGCCGCGUACUGCCUUUUCGCGGUUCGUACUCCUUUCUCCUGUCAUCACCCGGUCACGUUUGGUGCCCGAAGGAGGAAACAGUGACAGACCUGGAGACUGCAGUUCUCUGUCCUUCACACAGCUCUUUCACCAUGCCUGGGUCACUUCCUUUGAAUGCAGAAGCUUGCUGGCCAAAAGAUGUAGGAAUUGUUGCCCUUGAGAUAUAUUUUCCGUCUCAAUAUGUUGACCAAGCAGAGUUGGAAAAAUAUGAUGGUGUAGAUGCUGGAAAGUAUACCAUUGGCUUGGGCCAGGCCAAGAUGGGCUUCUGCACAGAUAGAGAAGAUAUCAACUCUCUUUGCAUGACUGUGGUUCAGAAUCUUAUGGAGAGAAAUAGCCUUUCCUAUGAUUGCAUUGGACGGCUAGAAGUUGGAACAGAGACAAUCAUCGACAAAUCAAAGUCAGUGAAGACUAACUUAAUGCAACUGUUUGAAGAAUCUGGGAAUACAGAUAUAGAAGGAAUAGAUACAACUAAUGCAUGCUAUGGUGGCACAGCUGCUGUUUUCAAUGCUGUUAACUGGAUUGAAUCCAGUUCUUGGGAUGGACGGUAUGCCCUGGUAGUUGCAGGAGAUAUUGCUGUAUACGCCACAGGAAAUGCUAGACCUACUGGCGGAGUUGGAGCUGUAGCUAUGCUAAUUGGGCCAAAUGCUCCUUUGAUUUUUGACCGAGGGCUUCGUGGGACACAUAUGCAACAUGCCUAUGACUUUUACAAGCCUGAUAUGCUUUCUGAAUAUCCUAUAGUAGAUGGAAAACUCUCCAUACAAUGCUACCUCAGUGCAUUAGACCGCUGCUAUUCUGUCUACCGCAAGAAGAUCCGUGCCCAGUGGCAGAAAGAGGGAAAUGAUAAAGAUUUUACCUUGAAUGAUUUUGGCUUCAUGAUCUUUCACUCACCAUAUUGUAAACUGGUUCAGAAAUCUCUAGCUCGGAUGCUGCUGAAUGACUUCCUUAAUGACCAGAACAGAGAUAAAAAUACUAUCUAUAGUGGCCUGGAAGCCUUUGGGGAUGUAAAAUUAGAAGAUACCUACUUUGAUAGAGAUGUGGAAAAGGCAUUUAUGAAGGCUAGUUCUGAACUCUUUAAUCAGAAGACAAAGGCAUCUUUGCUUGUAUCAAAUCAAAAUGGAAAUAUGUACACAUCUUCAGUCUAUGGUUCCCUUGCAUCCGUUCUCGCACAGUAUUCACCUCAGCAAUUGGCAGGAAAAAGGAUUGGAGUAUUCUCUUAUGGUUCUGGUUUGGCGGCCACUCUGUACUCUCUCAGAGUUACACAAGAUGCCACACCAGGAUCUGCUCUUGAUAAAAUAACAGCAAGUUUAUGUGAUCUUAAAUCAAGACUUGACUCAAGAACUUGUGUGGCGCCAGAUAUCUUUGCUGAAAACAUGAAGCUCAGAGAGGAUACUCAUCACUUGGUCAACUAUGUUCCCCAGGGUUUUUUAGAUUCACUUUUGGAAGGAACAUGGUACCUAGUUAGAGUGGAUGAAAAACACAGGAGAACUUAUGCUCGGCGUCCCUCUCCAAAUGAUGACACUUUGGAUGAAGGCGUAGGACUUGUGCAUUCAAACACGGCGACUGAGCAUAUUCCAAGCCCUGCUAAGAAAGUGCCAAGACUCCCUGCAACAGCAGCAGAACCUGAAGCUACUGUCAUCAGUAAUGGGGAACACUAAGACACUCUGCAAAAUGCAAGGCUUCGAUGUGGGUUUGAGGGUGGGGUGUGGGUAUGGUUGAAGGAAUGGUUUAUCUGGGGACAAUGUAAAAACAUUACACGUUGCUUAAAUUUUUAUGUGACUGACAUGAAGCCUGGAAAAUUACCGUGUUCUUGGAAAAGUUUCUUUGCUCAAUAUGCUUCCUGUUGUGGUCUAGCAAUGCUAAAUGUACUCGAAUGACGUCAAGGGCUUUGUAAAACUUCAUACCUCUUUGGCCACUUAUAUGCAUGAAGUUUAGUUUUUAAACAUGGUGUGAUGAAUCGUGUGCUUCUUGCAGAAGGAAGCAGAGGCACUCGUCUCCAGUUAAACCUUUCUUAAAUAUGUGAGAAUUUUAUACUUUAAAUGAACAAAAUUACUGAAAGUACCUGUGGUUUUUGAAAAAACUUUCUAGUUUGGGGAAUGUGGACUUAAAAUAUGUUAUACACAAAUCUUGUUUGAAAAUGGCAAAAACAAAUGUGUUCUUUUUCUAACAUUUAUAAUUCCUGAAGUGGAAGAAAAGACUUGGGACAAAGACACUGGUUCUGGAAUCUGGAAUGUUGCGUUAAGUUCGGGUCAGUAGUGACUGAGUGAUUUUAAUGACCUCUGCACAGAGGUGCUAGUCUUCAGCAGGAGUCUGGUAUAGAACCCGGUCUAGUUGGGAGCGAUGGAUAUACCUCUACACGUGCUCCCAAGUCAGCACAUGGCGGGUUAUGCUGAACGACAUGGAAAUAUGUUAUUAGAGGUGUGCAUGAGGAAAUUUGUUAUUGCAAUCCUUCUUUGUCUUUUUAUUUUUUAAAAAAUAAAUGAAACAUUUUUCUGGCUGCCUUUUUUUGAAAAAAAUAAAAUGGGAGGAAAUAUGGGGCAGGGCAUUAUUAGGUUACUUCUAAUGCUUCAGUGUUAUAAAGUCAACUCGUAGACUGACAACCUAAAUUUCUGGUGUGAGUUCUUUUCCUUUGUUUAUUUCUGUUCAGUGAAAAUAACAAAGAAUAACCCAAUUUUUACAUAGUCUGACUGGCCAAAAAGAAUAUUCCACUUCAAGGUCAAGAAGUAGGAUUUAUAAAGCAUUUCCUUGGACUUUUUCACCUUAAAGAAACAACAAACUACUAUCACAUGGGAUGAAUAAGAUUAGACAGUUUUGUAGAUCUUUUUGGUGCUGAACUAUGACAUGAGCCUUAUAGGUUGUAAAAUAGAGAUAGUUGGAACUAAUGUACAGAACUAAAUUUUUUAAACUUUAUUUUCUGUUAAAUUCUGUGAAGUUUCAGUUAUCUAAAAUAAACGUACACAAAUAUGAAAUGUAAUUGUUUCAGAUCGCAAGGUAAUAUGUAAUGUAGUGUUUGUAAAAUACUCUUAUCUAAUAUUAACUAGUAGUGUUUUGAUCUGUACAGUUAUAAUUUGUUAAAAUGACUUCAUUUUCACAUCACCAAUGUAGAUUAAUAACGUAAGUUCAGAUUUAAAUAAUGGUGGGAAAAUGGUGCAUGUAUUACUUUUUGCAAGUAUUGGGAGUUCGGUAUGUUUUGAAAAGAGUAAUUUAACUUUUGGGUGCCGGGAAAUGGGUUUUCUCAAAGUCCAUUGCAGGCAAUGGGCAGGCCUGGUAAUACUGGCACAGAAUAUUAACCAUACACCUUAUUAACGAUGAGGUGAAUAACUUUGAAAUAAAGUUUUAGAGAAAUAUUUCA
This is a messenger RNA of Tupaia belangeri chinensis (Chinese tree shrew), 3456 nucleotides long. It is a transcript of the gene HMGCS1, whose product is annotated as 3-hydroxy-3-methylglutaryl-CoA synthase 1. The record is from RefSeq and is a predicted model, not a curated record. Gene Ontology annotation, biological process: acetyl-CoA metabolic process. Gene Ontology annotation, molecular function: hydroxymethylglutaryl-CoA synthase activity. The transcript has 11 exons. The coding region runs from base 200 to 1762 and encodes 520 amino acids. Lineage: Eukaryota; Metazoa; Chordata; Mammalia; Scandentia; Tupaiidae.